AACCGUAUGCAUGAGAGCAUGAAGCUGUUUGACUCCAUCUGCAACAACAAGUGGUUCACAGAAACCUCCAUCAUCCUGUUCCUCAACAAGAAGGAUCUGUUUGGUGAGAAGAUCGGCAGGAGUCCACUCACCAUCUGCUACCCCGAGUACGCAGGUGGGUGAUAAGCAUACUACAAGAAUCACACACACACAUACACACACACACACACACACACACACACACACACACACACACACAUACACACACACACACACACACACACACCGGUGCGCAUGUGAAGAACACACACACACACACACACACACACACACACCGGUGCGCAUGUGAAGAACACACACACACACACACACAAAACAAAUACAUGUGAAAUACUUGUAAGUGUUUGUGGUGUUCAUGAUUUAACUAGGAGUUUGUGUACUUUUCUUUUUAAGCACAAAGGCAAUGUUGUAAAAGCUGUUCAUACCGGUUGUGUUUCCUAUUUUCGGGACAGUUCCAUUGGUUCCAUGGUACCUGGCAAACUAAAUCAAGGGUCUUUAAAUAGUAACUGUUGGCUUUUUUUCUGAACUUCUCAGAAGUUUGCUUUGGCUUGCAUUUGUACUACCGAUAUCCGUUGACAUUUGCUCUGUGACCGUCUUAAAAUAAAAAAAUGUUGGUCUGCUAUAUAUAAUACAAGGAGUCACUAGGUGGCGCAUGGGUUUCAAGUUUUGAGGAAGCUGUAUUUUUUCACGGCCUAUGAAAAGGGGAGACGUGUAGGCCAUGACGUCCGUCUAGCCUGGAGGACGAAGUUAUUGUCCCAAAAAAAAGAAAAAAAGAUCCAGUCUCGCCCAAUGAUAAAGACACUGAAAUAUGCACACUCACCGGGGAUAUGGUUGAUGCUCUCUGCCAAUAGGACAGGCUACUAAGAUAGAGAUCCAAUAAGAUGGGCUACUAAGAUAGAGAUCCAAUAAGAUAGGCUACAGGUAGCUUAGUGGUUAAGAGCGUUGUGCCAGUAACCGAAAGGUCGCUGGUUCUAAUCCCCGAGCCGACUAGGUGAAAAAUCUGUCGAUGUGCCCUUGAGCAAGGCACUUAACCCUAAUUGCUCAUGUAAGUCGCUCUGGAUAAGAGCGUCUGCUAAAUGACAAAAUUUAAAAAAUAAAGAUAGGCUACUAAGAUAGAGAUCCAAUAAGAUGGGCUACUAAGAUAGAGAUCCAAUAAGAUAGAACGUUAAGGAAGUCUCGAGGUUCUGCUUUGCCUGAGUUUAUUUACCAAGAGAGUAUUCAUCUAUACUGAACAAAAAUAUAAAUGCAACAAUUUCAAAGAUUUUACUGAGUUACAGUUCAUAUAAGGAAAUCAGUCAAUUGACAUAAAUUCAUUAGGCCCACCAACUUGGGAGCCAGCCAAUCAGAAUUCGUUUUUUCCCGUAUGUGGAGGUCCUAGGCUGGCGUGGUUACACGUGGUCUGCGGUUGUGAGGCCGGUUGGACGUACUACCAUAUUCUCUAAAACAACGUUGGAGGAGGCUUAUGUUAGAGAAAAUGAACAUUCAAAAGUAUGGCAACAGCUCUGGUGGACAUUUCUGCAGUCAGCAUGCCAAGUGCAUGCUCCCUCAAAAACUUGAGACAUCUGUGGCAUUGUGUUGUGUGACACAACUGCACAUUUUAGAGUGGCCUUUUAUUGGCCCCAUUGUGCACCAGUAUAAUGAUCAGGCUGUUUAAUCAGCUUCUUGAUAUGCCACACCUGUCAGGUGGAUGGAUUAUCUUGGCAAAGGAGAAAUGCUCACUAACAAGGAUGUAAACAAAGUUGUGCACAAAAUUUGAGAGAAAUAAGCUUUUUUUUUGCGUAUGAGAAAUGUCUGGGAUCUUUUAUUUCAGCUCAUGAAACAUGGGACCAACACUUUACAUGUUGCGUUUAUAUUUUUGUACAGUAUAUAUUUUUCGUAGCUGUCUAUUUACCAACACAAACCGAUGCUGGCACUAAGACCGCACUCAACGACCUGUCUAGGGCCAUUUGCGACCAAGAAAAUGUUCACCCAGAGGCAGCGCUCCUAGUGGCCGGUGAUUUUAAUGCAGGAAAAAUGUAAUCCGUUUUACCUCAUUUCUACCAGCAUGUCACCUUGGCAACUAGAGGCGGGGGAAAAAAAACUUUGGAUCACAUUUACUCCACACACAGAGAUGCAUACAAAGCUCUCCAUCGCCCUCCAUUAGGCAAAUCUGACCAUAACGCUAGCCUCCCGCUUACAAGAAAAACCUCAAACAGGAAGUACCAGUGACGCGCUCAAUACGGAAGUGGUCUGAUGAAUCAGAUGCUGAGCUACAGGACUGUUUUGCUAGUACAGAUUGGAAUAUGUUCUGGGAUUCGUCCGAUGGCAUUGAGGAGUUUACCACAUCAGUCACAGGCUUCAUUAAUAAGUGCAUAGACGACGUCGUCCCCACAGUGACCGUACGUACAUAUCCCAACCAGAAGCCCUGGAUUACAGGCAACAUCCGCACUGAGCUAAAGGCUAGAGCUGACGCUUUCAAGGAGCGGGACUCUAACCCGGACUCUUAUAAAGAAAUCCUGCUAUGCCCUCUGACGAACCAUCAAACAGGCAAAUCGUCAAUACAUCACAUCCUACUACACCGACUCUGACGGUCGUCGGUUGUGGCAGGGCUUGCAAACCAUCAUGGAUUACAAAGGGAAACCCAGCCGCAAGCUGUCCAGUGACGCAAGCCUACCAGUCGAGGUAACCAGACAGACAGCCAGAUAGAGCUUAGUACCUCUAAUACUAACCAGACAGACGGAUACAAACCUUAAUACCUCGAAUACCAAGCAGACAGACGGAGAGACGGACGGAGAGACGGACGGAGAGACGGACGGAGAGACGGACGGAGAGACGGACGGAGAGACGGAGAGACGGACGGAGAGACAGACGGAGAGACGGAUACAGAGCUUAAUACCCCUAAUAGUAUCCAGAUGUGAAUAGCCAUUAGGUACUAAAUCAUUGAAUCCAACUGUAUUGAGAUCCAGUCAGAAUAGGCACAUGGGUCCCCGGUUGUAUUAGGCUUCUUCCUGAUAACCUGAGUACCAUUUCUGGGUUUUGUGUCAUUAAAGAUUGUUCUGAAUCUAACAUCGUAUUGUCCAAUCCAGGCAUGCUUUAUAUCAUUUAUAAAAUGUAUUAAUUUAUACAGGGACAGUGCAUAUUAAUCAUCAGUGUGCACAUCAAUACAAAUAUGUCAUAAUUAGCAAAAGAGCUCAUUUUGGUCCCUCAUUUUUGUUCCAGGAGCCAGUACAUAUGAGGAGGCAGCAGCCUACAUCCAGUGUACUACAGUACCCAUAAUGCACUAUUAUUAUUACUAUAGGAGCCAGUACAUAUGAGGAGGCAGCAGCCUACAUCCAGUGUACUACAGUACCCAUAAUGCACUAUUAUUAUUACUAUAGGAGCCAGUACAUAUGAGGAGGCAGCAGCCUACAUCCAGUGUACUACAGUACCCAUAAUGUACUAUUAUUAUUACUACAGGAGCCAGUACAUAUGAGGAGGCUGCAGCCUACAUCCAGUGUACUACAGUACCCACAAUGUACUAUUAUUAUUACUACAGGAGCCAGUACAUAUGAGGAGGCUGCAGCCUACAUCCAGUGUACUACAGUACCCAUAAUGCACUAUUAUUAUUACUACAGGAGCCAGUACAUAUGAGGAGGCUGCAGCCUACAUCCAGUGUACUACAGUACCCACAAUGUACUAUUAUUAUUACUACAGGAGCCAGUACAUAUGAGGAGGCUGCAGCCUACAUCCAGUGUACUACAGUACCCACAAUGCACUAUUAUUAUUACUACAGGAGCCAGUACAUAUGAGGAGGCUGCAGCCUACAUCCAGUGUACUACAGUACCCACAAUGCACUAUUAUUAUUACUACAGGAGCCAGUACAUAUGAGGAGGCUGCAGCCUACAUCCAGUGUACUACAGUACCCACAAUGCACUAUUAUUAUUACUACAGGAGCCAGUACAUAUGAGGAGGCUGCAGCCUACAUCCAGUGUACUACAGUACCCACAAUGCACUAUUAUUAUUACUACAGGAGCCAGUACAUAUGAGGAGGCUGCAGCCUACAUCCAGUGUACUACAGUACCCACAAUGCACUAUUAUUAUUACUACAGGAGCCAGUACAUAUGAGGAGGCUGCAGCCUACAUCCAGUGUACUACAGUACCCACAAUGCACUAUUAUUAUUAUUACUACAGGAGCCAGUACAUAUGAGGAGGCUGCAGCCUACAUCCAGUGUACUACAGUACCCAUAAUGCACUAUUAUUAUUAUUACUACAAGAGCCAGUACAUAUGAGGAGGCUGCAGCCUACAUCCAGUGUACUACAGUACCCAUAAUGCACUAUUAUUAUUACUACAGGAGCCAGUACAUAUGAGGAGGCUGCAGCCUACAUCCAGUGUACUACAGUACCCACAAUGCACUAUUAUUAUUACUACAGGAGCCAGUACAUAUGAGGAGGCUGCAGCCUACAUCCAGUGUACUACAGUACCCACAAUGCACUAUUAUUAUUACUACAGGAGCCAGUACAUAUGAGGAGGCUGCAGCCUACAUCCAGUGUACUACAGUACCCACAAUGCACUAUUAUUAUUACUACAGGAGCCAGUACAUAUGAGGAGGCUGCAGCCUACAUCCAGUGUAAGUUUGAGGACCUGAACAGGAGGAAGGACACUAAAGAGAUCUACACCCACUUCACCUGCGCCACCGACACCGAGAACGUCCAGUUCGUGUUCGACGCAGUCACAGACGUCGUCAUCAAGAUCAACCUCAAGGAGUGUGGACUCUACUGA
Molecule: messenger RNA, 4777 nt
Organism: Coregonus sp. 'balchen'
Lineage: Eukaryota; Metazoa; Chordata; Actinopteri; Salmoniformes; Salmonidae
Source: the annotation of a GenBank genome assembly